Tilletiaria anomala UBC 951 is the source of this 774-nucleotide messenger RNA. RefSeq lists its product as uncharacterized. The record is from RefSeq and is a predicted model, not a curated record. Bases 1 to 774 code for a protein of 257 amino acids. NCBI's taxonomy places the organism in Eukaryota, Fungi, Basidiomycota, Exobasidiomycetes, Georgefischeriales, Tilletiariaceae. The transcript has 4 exons.
AUGCCCGCAGCGACUCCUGCUCCCAGGGCUGUCACCCACGAAGUAGGCAGGCUCUCUGCCCAGAGGCGUGUUCCCCAGCAGCAAAAGCACAGCCCGCAGGCGCAGCACAUCUCUGCAAGGGUGCAGGUGACAGAGCUGCCUAAGUUCGAAUGGUACAGCGAUGAAGCAGAAGACCAGGUCGAUGCCAGCCCAGCACCCACGCCAGCCUUCAUUGCCGGACGCGAUGACCAGCCAUCCGUACCUUUGAGCCAGCUGGGAUCUCCCACUUUCCCCCCGCAGUAUCCUUCUUGCCGCAAGUGCCAGAAAAGCUACUCAAGCAUCAGCAGCUGCAUGGAGGCAUCCUCCGUCUUUGCCAACGCCACGUCCAUCUUCAACAACCCGCUGAACUACAUAGCAGUCAUCAAGUGCGCCUGCACUGACACAUUCCAGGCUGUGUAUCCACAAUGUGUCGACUGCUUCCAACACACUGAUCAAUGCUGGUGGUUGGGCACAGAUCCGAAAGGGACUGGCGCCCCACAGCUCGUGACGAACAUUCGCCAGAUCUGUGGCUUUGGAUCUGCCCUUCUCGGAGGCGUAGCUGGCGCAAACGGGAUGAAUCACUCACACAAUGUGUCCAUCGUACCAACCUAUACGGACGUUUCUACAACUGCAGCUGGAUAUAUCGACCAAAGUGCUGGCAGCAUCUUCGGUGCAGCAGCUUCCCUUCAAGCUGGAUCCGCUUCAGUUGUCGCCUUGCUCUCGACAGCAGCUGCAGGUAUAUUUUUGUUGUGGUAA